Molecule: messenger RNA, 918 nt
Organism: Colletotrichum fioriniae
Lineage: Eukaryota; Fungi; Ascomycota; Sordariomycetes; Glomerellales; Glomerellaceae
Source: RefSeq, a predicted model, not a curated record
AUGGAGAUGUGUUUCAGUCCCGGCCCGGCGAUUCCUGCCGGGACAGUUAUCCCGGUGAUUGCGAAUCCUCGUUUGGCGGAAUUGCGGGAUCCUUCAGAGGACUGGACCGGAGUUACGAGUACGGCGGAGAGGCGUAAAUUACAGAAUCGGCUGAACCAGAGAGCGCGAAAUAGAAGUCCAUCCUCCGAAGUGGACUCUGACCCCUCGACAGCCUUGGUGAAGAAGGAGUCGGCCUCGCCAACUAACGAAAAUACCCAGACGGCCCUGGCGGCCAUCAUCGCAGGGAAGAUUGGAAAGGCCGCCGUCCCAGAGGUUUGCCUCCUGGGAAAGACAGGCAUGCCAGCUAUGCUAGAAAAGUUCGCCGAAGGAGCCUACGAUGACUACAUGCGCGGCCGACCCUGUACAGACUACCUGACGACCCUCGUCCGCGUCAACGUCUUCCACGCCUUUGUCCGCAACGCCCAAGCCCUUAGCUUUAACGCAGAGUGGCUGACCUACGACUCCAUCUCCCCCUUCAACAAAUCUGGCCCUGGCCUAGGUCCCGCCACGACGAUGGCCUCGUGCCCUACCAACAUGUUGCCCACGGCGCUGCAAUUGUCCGUCGAACAUCACCCGUGGAUCGACUUCUUCCCCCACCCCCGCAUGCGAGACAACUUUCUACGGAUCGUGGCCGAGCACGGCGAGGACUACAUUGACGAAGACGAAAUGUGUCGGGACGUUGUCGAUGUGGGCGCGGGGGCGGGAGUCGAGGACGCGGCGCUUAUCGUUUGGGGUGAGCCGUGGGAUCCGCGGGGCUGGGAGGCCACCGAGCCGUUUCUCCGGAAAUGGGGCUGGCUGCUUGACGGCUGUACCGAAAUGCUCGAGGGAACGAAUUACUGGAGGGAGAGAAGGGGCCUGCGAAAACUCAAAUUCAACUGA